Molecule: messenger RNA, 1781 nt
Organism: Ipomoea nil (Japanese morning glory)
Lineage: Eukaryota; Viridiplantae; Streptophyta; Magnoliopsida; Solanales; Convolvulaceae
Product: VAN3-binding protein-like
Exons: 7
Coding region: 200-1573 (457 amino acids)
Biological process (GO): phloem or xylem histogenesis; leaf vascular tissue pattern formation; auxin-activated signaling pathway
Source: RefSeq, a predicted model, not a curated record
CUUUCUCUUUGGGUCCUCACAAGUAUUGAACCAAUACAUACAAAAUGAAUUGAAUCCAAUAAAAAAAAAUUGUGGAUAAAUCUCUGACAGACUCUCUCUCUCUCUACAAUGGAGGACAUAUUUUUGUCUCUCUUCAUCGAUCUAUAAAGCAUCAAAUUCUCUUCCAAACCCAAACACACACAGACUUCUCCCUCACAAGAUGGACUCGGUUCAGCCGCUGUUCCGGCCGCCGGAAACUCCCAGAGAGCCCAUGGAGUUUCUUUCCCGGUCAUGGAGUCUCUCCGCUGUUGAAAUCUCCAAAGCCAUUGCACCUUCCCAGGCCGUGGUCAAGAAUUUCCCAGGUGGACCGUCCAAUGCCGCCCCUUCUCCGGCCGCCGGCGGCGGGACCAUUUUGGAGGACAUCGCCGGCGAGCUGGAGGAAGCUGCCGCGGUUUCCGGCAUCCCUUUUUCCUUCGCUUCCUCUGACACUUCUCAGCUUAUCAUGGAACGCAUUAUGUCUCAAUCUCAGGAUGCUUCUCCACGUACAUCAGGGAGACUCUCACAUAGCAGCGGUCCUCUCACUGACAGUACACCUGCUUCCCCAUCAGAGAUGGAUGACGCUAAGUAUUCUAGAUUAAACAAUCUGCAAAUCAACAACCAGUACAGGAGCAGCGCGACAACGCCAGCUGUGGCUGUGAGUAGCAGCAGCAAGACGGUUGGACGGUGGUUCAAGGACAGGAAGGAGAAGAAGAAGGAGGAGUCGAGGGCGCAAAAUGCACAGCUACACGCUGCUGUUUCAGUUGCUGGUGUUGCGGCUGCUGUGGCUGCAAUGGCUGCAGCGGCCGCUGCAUCAUCUGCUGCCAGCAAGGAUGAGCAAACGGCGAAAACUAACAUGGCUGUAGCGUCUGCCGCCACCCUGGUGGCGGCUCAGUGCGUCGAGGCUGCCGAGUCAAUGGGGGCUGAGCGCGAACAACUUACAUCAGUCGUUAGUUCGGCUGUAAAUGUUCGAUCAGCGGGAGACAUCAUGACACUCACAGCAGCUGCGGCUACUGCUUUGCGAGGGGCGGCCACGCUAAGGGCCAGAGCACUGAAGGAAGUGUGGAAUGUUGCUGCAGUAAUCCCCGUAGAUAAAGGAUUUGUGGGUGGCGGUGGAAGCAAUGGGAGCAAUGGCAGUUCUAGCGGUGAGCUCGCUCCCGAAGAGAACUUUCUUGGGAUCUGUAGCCGGGAAUUGCUUGCCAGAGGUGCUGAGCUAUUAAAGCGCACACGAAAAGGUGAUCUUCACUGGAAGAUAGUGUCUGUGUAUAUUAACAGACUGGGUCAGGUGGUACUGAAGAUGAAGAGCAGACAUGUUGCUGGGACCAUAACCAAAAAGAAAAAGAAUGUGGUGCUGGAAGUGUUGACAGAUCUCCCCGCGUGGCCGGGGCGCCACUUGGUGGAGGGCGGGGAGAGCUUUCGCUACUUUGCUUUGAAGACGGUGUCGAGGGGAGUGGUCGAAUUUGAGUGCAGAGAUCAAAGGGAGUAUGAUGUGUGGACCCAAGGUGUUUCAAGACUGCUAACUUUUGCAGCUGAAAGAAACAGUAGACUUAGAUGCUGAAAGGGUGCAAGAAGAUGAUGCUUAAUUUGAUGCCAGUAGAACAUAUAUAUUUAUAUAAUCUGUGUAUUUCCACUGAGGCACUAACCUCUUGUAGUUUGAAAUUGGGUGGGGCUUUCUUUUCUACUUAUUCAGCUGCCUUUUCCUUUUUGUGUUCCUUCUGUAAAAAAAGUAAAUGAAGUUUAUCCAAAAGGAUCCCUCUUUCACACUC